Molecule: messenger RNA, 3659 nt
Organism: Cajanus cajan (pigeon pea)
Lineage: Eukaryota; Viridiplantae; Streptophyta; Magnoliopsida; Fabales; Fabaceae
Product: ARID/BRIGHT DNA-binding domain-containing protein
Molecular function (GO): DNA binding
Source: RefSeq, a predicted model, not a curated record
UUAUGCUUCUCUAUCAAUACUCAACCACCUUUUCUCUGUCUUAAAAGAUAAUUUCCUUGUACUUUUUAGUUUGUCGUGUCCGCAUCUUAGUACCAACCAACAGUACGAGAAUAAAGAUUAAGCUCAGAGAAUCAUGAGAGAGAAGCACCGAGAGAGAGAGAAAAGGAUUUAAGAAAGCACCGGUUGUUGUUUUGAAGAGAGUGUGUGUGUGCACUUAACAUAUAAUUCAGUUCUUUGAACCAAAGGAUAAAAGAAACCAAGUUGUGAAUCCUGUUGGUUCGAGUAAUUAUAAUAUCCCUAUGCCGUUGGCAUCGUCAUCCCUAUCCUACUACGUUUUCAAAAGUAAUCGAAUCAUGUGUGAAAGACAUUUCCUGUUCCUUUUAUUUUAUAAUGACAACAUUAAACUUUAUCAUUUUCCUCCUCUUAUUCUAUUUCCUUUGGAUUUAUUGUUUCGUCAAAAGGUUAAUCUAAUCAGGAUCGUACACAAGAGGAGCGAAUUUAAUGUUUGUAUCGUAAUUGUAAUUGUAAUUGUAAUAUUAUUUGUAUUUGUUCGGUUAUUGGUUGGUUACUUUGACUGACCCAAUCGGUGGUGUGGUGCGGAGAGUUUUGGGACUGUGCGGAAACACAAAAAGGUCUUUGAUUUUGAUUUAUUUUUUCCCCAAUUAAAUACUUUUUAUUAAUAUUUCAAUUUAUAAAUGGGCUUUUAGUUUGGUGGAUGAUAGAGCGAUUUCGGAGGUUUAUUUGUAGGGUUCCCAAAUUACUUUCUUUCUUGACUUUGUGGACAUUGAUUCGAUUUGGGGGCGUGGUUUUUCCUUCUGAUUUCUUCAGCAAGUGCGGGAUUUGACCAAUUGGGUCGCUGAUUCUCGCCUCACUUUGAUCUGGGUCGUUCCCUUUUCUUCAAUCUCAGAGUUGUGUUGUUAUCCCCAAUUCUUGAGGGAAAAAGGCUAGAACUCUCGUUCAUAUCUUCUUUCUGGGUUUGAUUUGGCACCUUGGAGAGUCGUUAGGGGCAUUGGGGUGGGGAGAGUAGAAGCUGUUGUAGUAGUGUGGUGUUAGUUGUGACAAGUGGUGGUGGCUUUUUUCUGAUAUAUGUAUUUGGAGAAGUUUGGUUAUACAUGAUGUUCCAUUCUCAGGGUGUGUCAAGGCAUUGUAGUCUCCUUGCUGUCCUGAGUGGUAAAUCACGUGACAUUAAACAAAAGCAGAAGCAGAGUGCUGCUUCUGAGGAUCAGCCUCCUUACCCCUUUCCGGAGCUUUCUUCCUCUGGCCGUCUUGAGGUCAAGGUAUUGAUAAAACCUACGGCUGAUGAACUCGGUCAAGCUCUUGAACAACUGCAGCCAGAUUUUGUUUACCUGCAAGGCCAGCGGCUAGAAGAUAGGGAAGAAAUUGGACCCCUUGUAUGGGAAGAUUUUGACCUGUCUGUCCCAGAAGCCUUGUGUGGAUUGUUUUCUUCCAAAUUACCUAAUACUGUUUAUUUGGAAACUCCUAAGGGAGAAAAAUUGGCAGAGGCACUCCGAAAUAAGGGAGUUCCAUACACUAUAUAUUGGAAAAAUGAUUUUUCAAAGUAUGCGGCUUCACAUUUUCGUCAUUCUUUUUUCUCUGUGGCACAGAGUACAUCGAGCCAUACAUGGGAUGCUUUCCAGCUUGCUCUGGCAUCUUUUAGAUUAUACUGUAUACAAAACAAUGUCUUACCUUCUAACAGUCAGAAGGGUCCUGGUAAGAUUGGGCCCCAAAUUCUUGGGGUUCCUCCCGACAUUGAUAUUGCUUCAAGUGUAGCAGACUUGAAGGAAGAGGAAAGUUCACCUGAGACUAUUUCUGCUGUAAAGAUAUAUGAUGAUGACGUGAACAUGAGAUUUCUUGUUUGUGGAGUUCCCCGCACACUGGAUGCUUGUUUGUUGGGGUCUUUAGAGGAUGGACUCAAUGCUCUUCUAUUUACAGAAAUACGUGGAUGCAAACUUCACAACAGGACAAGUGCUCCACCACCACCUCUCCAGGCAGGAACAUUCUCACGUGGUGUAGUGACUAUGCGUUGUGAUAUAUCCACAUGUAGUUCUGCUCAUAUAUCACUUUUGGUGUCUGGUAGUGCAGACGCUUGUUUUAAUGAUCAGCUUUUGGAGAAUCAUAUUAAAAAAGAGCUCAUUGAGAAGAGUCAACUUGUCCAGGCAUUUCCUAGUCAUGAACAAAGUAAAUCACCUUCCUCUGAGCCUCGAAGAUCAGCCUCAGUAGCCUGUGGAUCAAGUGUGUUUGAAGUUUGUAUGCGAGUUCCUGCAUGGGCUUCACAGGUUCUGAGACAGCUUGCACCCAAUGUGUCAUAUCGCAGCCUUGUUAUGUUGGGAAUUGCUAGUAUUCAAGGAUUGCCAGUUGCAUCUUUUAAUAAAGAUGAUUCUGAACGUCUCCUUUUCUUUUGUACUAGGCAGGAGAAAGAAAACUGUUCUAGUGAUCCUGCUUCCUUUGGGAUUCCAAGUUGGCUGAUGCCUCCACCACCCAGUCGAAAAAGAUCUGAACCAUGCUCUAGUACAAGGUCUAUUAAGGCUAGUGCCCGGGGAAUUGAAGAUAUUGGCUGUCAUAGACAGAAAUUAAAUCUUGCUGCUAUGAGACCAAUCCCUCAGUCUCAUAGACACAAGAUUCUCCCUUUUUCUGGAUUGUCUGAGGGUGCAAGAUAUGAUGGAGACCAUGGAAAAUCAAAUCAGCCACUUGCUCCUAUUAAGCAUAAUGUUUCAGGCCAUACCUCAGCUACAAAUAGGAAAUCUGUGUCCAACUCAUUUCAAGCUCACCAGAUUAUUUCUUUGAAUCCACUACCUAUGAAAAAGCAUGGUUGUGACAGAGCUCCUAUACGAGUUUGCUCAGAGGAGGAAUUCCUGAGGGAUGUAAUGCAGUUUUUGAUUCUUCGGGGGCAUAAUCGUCUAAUUCCGCCAGGUGGGCUUGCUGAGUUCCCUGAUGCCAUUUUGAAUGCAAAACGCCUUGAUCUGUUCAACUUGUACAGGGAGGUGGUUUCAAGAGGAGGCUUUCAUGUUGGAAAUGGUAUCAAUUGGAAAGGACAAGUUUUCUCAAAGAUGCGCAAUCACACUAUGACAAAUAGAAUGACCGGUGUUGGCAAUACACUCAAAAGACAUUACGAAACUUAUCUCUUAGAAUAUGAAUUAGCUCAUGAUGACGUAGAUGGAGAGUGCUGCUUGAUGUGUCACAGUAGUGCAGCAGGUGACUGGGUGAACUGCGGUGCAUGCGGUGAGUGGGCUCAUUUUGGUUGUGAUAGGCGGCAGGGCCUCGGCGCAUUUAAGGACUACGCUAAAACAGAUGGACUCGAGUACGUUUGUCCUCGCUGCAGCUCAUUAAAGUUCAAUAAGAAGCCUCGAAAAACUGCAAAUGGUUAUUAACACUUAACAGGUGAAACGAUGCUGUCUCUUUCCCAGAGUAAAAUGUACAUGGCAAGUGUUAGAUAGAUUUACUUACAGAUCCAUUGUGGUUGGACCCGUGUCUUAAUUGGCAGAGUGUAAGGGUAGGUUCUAAGGACUCUAAUUAUUUCACUUAUGUAAAGCUUUAGAGUUUUUGGCAUGUGGUUACAUAUGAUGCAUGCGUAUUUCAUUUUGUCAAAAACAUUGGAUACACUUAGAAUUAGGUACUUAUUGCAAUUAUUAUUGUUAUUAUUUUUAUUUUAAAAAUUUGCA